AGGAGGAAGAGGGAGGAGAUCAUUACUUGUACACACAGAUAAGAGUGGAUCAGUAACAGUAUCAGGAGCAGCGGCGGCGGUAGUGGCGUUAGUAGUGCUCCUUCCUCUACACAGUGUCCGUUUGUUUUGUCAGGACCAGUGUAGUAAUAACGUCCAGCAACAUUCACCCUCGCGUCCGACAUUCAGCCAGCAAACGUCGUCAACAACAAUAUAGUUCCAUCACAUACUCUACACACUCGAUCCUCCCCUGCCUGCCUGCCUGCCUGCCUGCCUGCCUGCCCAAGACAUAAACAACGUAUUAAAUCAACGUCAACAUGUAUAGAUGAUCACGUGUGAUGGUGGGAGAGGAUGGCUGAGGGCCACGCCGAGGAUGCACCGCUGCUGGGGGGCGGCGAAUCCCUGUCUCCUGGCGACUGUUCCCCAGACCGUCAGCCUGGCGUGGUCAGCUCCCCCACCGUGUGGCCAGCGCCCGCCCCCGUCCACAAUGCCACCUCUGAGGUGCCGCAGCCCUGGCCUCCCGACGCACAGGUGCCGCAUCCGUGGCCGCCAGACUCGUGGGUGCGGAGACCGCACCUGGACACCCUACACGUGCCCGACCAGGGCGAUACCCCAAAGUUGGUGCGGUCACAAUCGAGUAUGGACAGUGGAUGUGAGUGUGACGGUGCGGACGGUGAAGGUGCGGCCACGCAUGACGCCCCGCCGCACCAUCAGCACCACGAGGCCGCAGGCGACGCCCAUGACCCCGCAGGCUUCUCGCCUUUGUCACCGUCGCAACCGGGGGGGUCUGGGCCGCCCACGCCCGGGCCCAGCACCCAAGUGGUGGUACUGGUGACAUCUAGCGCCCACAACACCUACACCCACGUGCCGGAGACGGAGGUGGGCCGCGGUGGGUGUGGCAACAACCAAAGCUGUGUCUGUGAUAUCGGCGUGGGCGUGGCAGAAGCCGCCCGCCUUGACCGAGGUCUCCACGCCGACCCCCAUACCAAAGUUACCUUCAUGAUAGAAGACGACGACGAUGACGAGUUUGACCACGACGGAUGUGGAAUGGGUGCUGGGAUGAACGCUAUUGAAACUGCCUCACUCAGCGGGUCUGAACCUGGAGAGGACUUUAAGGAACAUUUGAGACACCACGCUGCCCCUGGCUUCCCCCGAGUACCCUCUUACUCAAGGACAGGAGUGUUGUCAGCAUCAUCAUCAACAGCAUCUAUGCCCAUGUGCCGCAUCUGUCACCACCCACAAGGUGAUGGUUUGGACACACUCAUCUCACCCUGCAGAUGUGCUGGCACCAUGCAGUUCAUCCACCAGGGCUGCCUUAAUAAAUGGUUAGAGGUAAAACGGUGCAAAAAGGCUCCAGCUUGUGAGUUGUGCAACUAUCAGUUCCACAGACACAAGAAAUUCAGACUACACCAUUGGCAGCUUCCAUCUUGCUCAAGAGCUGAUAAAAUCCUUCAUUCUAUCUUCUUGGUGUGCCUAAUAAUCAUGGCUGCUUGUGCGACAAUCACAAUUAUCUGCUUCAAACAGGAUCGUGUUCUUCCUAAGAAAAUUGAUGAUGCAGAACUAACAAAAUCUGAAGUAGUUACCUUGACAUGUGGAGUCCUCUUCUUUGUCGCGUUCUUUGUGGCUAUGUACGUUGAGGUGAAAGCACGUAAUACACUUUAUAGGCUGUUUACACGCUUCCUUUAUUUAAAUCAAACAUGGCACAUAGCAGAAUAUGAUAGACGAAAAGAUUCACAGUUUGGUCACGCCCCAGUCUAGCCCUAAAUUUAAGAGUUGUUACAUAUUUUUGAUGUACUUGUUACAUGCCAUUCUAGUGUUUUGUAGAUGAGUGAAUGAGACCUGGUAUUUUGGUUACUUAAAUAAUGUAUUAAUGCUUUUUUACACAUAAUCUGUACUUCAUUGCAUUUCAUGCUCUUUGUAAUUAGUAACUACCUGUAUUUGAUAAGAGGAAGAUAAUAGUUCAAAUUCUUCUCCUUAAUGUCCAGAAUGGAAGGAAGGAAGGAAAUGAGACCAUGAUGGGAUAAUGUUCUCAUAUUAAACUUUUAGGAGUAAGGAAGGAAGUUUUUAAAAUUACUGUAUGUAGUUAAAAUAAAUAAUAUAAUCAGUGAUACAGACAAUGUAUGAGUGUGUGUGUGUGUGGAAGGAAUAAUACAAGAUGUGGAUGUGUUUCAUAUGGGUGAUGAUAAAUAGUCAGUUCCCUUGAUUUAUACAAUAAAUUGUCUUACUGUAAAGUCCACUACUUCACUACUACUAGCCAUGUAUAUUAACUUGUGCAGGUUUUUAUUCUGUUCCCAGAUGUGAUGCUCAUAACAGUUAAGUUUUGCAGAUCUGUCAUUGAAUAGAGUAUGUGAGACAAUCAUCUUGUUACAUACAGUGCUGUACUUCUGGCCUCGGUGGUCUCCUAGAAAACCGGAAAUUAUUCACUUUAAGGCUAAAGCUAAAAAUAAUUUUCCAUUGAUUGUGGUCAUGGAUGUCAUUCAUUGCUAUUUUGAAAAAGCACUGAAAAUUUGAUUAAUUUAUGAAGUUCAUAAUAUAUAUAUAU
Homarus americanus (American lobster) is the source of this 2539-nucleotide messenger RNA. RefSeq lists its product as uncharacterized. NCBI's taxonomy places the organism in Eukaryota, Metazoa, Arthropoda, Malacostraca, Decapoda, Nephropidae. Bases 349 to 1755 code for a protein of 468 amino acids. Gene Ontology annotation, molecular function: zinc ion binding; ubiquitin-protein transferase activity. The record is from RefSeq and is a predicted model, not a curated record. Gene Ontology annotation, biological process: protein ubiquitination. The transcript is spliced from 7 exons.